This is a messenger RNA of Mauremys reevesii (Reeves's turtle), 3521 nucleotides long. It is a transcript of the gene CPEB2, whose product is annotated as cytoplasmic polyadenylation element binding protein 2. Gene Ontology annotation, cellular component: cytoplasm; neuron projection; synapse. Bases 727 to 3279 code for a protein of 850 amino acids. The transcript is spliced from 12 exons. The record is from RefSeq and is a predicted model, not a curated record. Gene Ontology annotation, biological process: negative regulation of cytoplasmic translation. Gene Ontology annotation, molecular function: translation factor activity, RNA binding; ribosome binding; mRNA regulatory element binding translation repressor activity. Lineage: Eukaryota; Metazoa; Chordata; Testudines; Geoemydidae.
GGUGGGGGAGAAGGCUAAGGGGGAGGGGAAGAGCCGUGCCCAGCCUCAGAAACAGGCCUAUUUGAUGGACAUGUAAUAGGGGACGGUGACAGCCUCUCUUCACUCAGUGCCCAAACUAGCACCGCCCCCCCAUAGUCCUGUAUAGGGGAUUAUACAGAGGCCGGGGUCACUAUGGCGGGUGACCGUUCCGGGUGCUGCUGAUGAUUAUUUGCAGGAUUGUUCGAGGCGAAGGACUAGUCUAUAGGGAUUUAGUAUGAGGCUCUUUUAACCUGAUGAGGAGUCUAGAAUGUGGGAUUUUUUUACCCCAGAGGGGCGAUUAUUAUUGUGGGGAAAAGAGAAAUCUUAUGCUGGAGGUUGAUUUUUUUUAAACCCAGGAGGGGGUUUUUACCCGGUAAAGUGGAUUGUCAGAGGCGGGGUUGUCCCUUCCCCCUGCAAGGGGGGUGUUUACCCCUACGCUGGGUCAGGGUGUCAGGGGCUUUACUGAACGGUGGGCUCGCAGACCUAAGCCACUGCCUACAAGGACUGGCAGCAGCAGCCCCCAGAUAUUGCUUGGCGUAGGAGGCGCUGCCUACACGGGGUCCUUCUCCUCCCUGGCAGCAUCAGCUUCUCAUUCCGUCCUGCCCCUCGUCACCCACCCGAACCGGUUCCUCCCUCAGCAGCGUGUCCGGUGUGUCGCCACCGCCCUCUCUGUUGCUGUCGGCGGCGGCUGCUGCGUAGCAUCAAAACAUGCAGGAUGAGCUGCUCCUGGGGGUGACACAGCAGCAGGCAGGGAGCGAGAGGCUGGGCAGCGGCCCCGCAGCAGGACACCCCCCUCUCAGCCACCCCUCCUCUGACUUUAAACCCAGUCUCGGCCCCCACCACCAGGAUUUAAACAAGCAGCAGCCGCUACCGCCUGCGCCUCAGCUGAGCCAGAAGAGGAAAGAGUUCAAGCAGCAGCAGCUCAGCAGCCCAGCCCAGCUCGGCAGCAGCCACCCCCUGACUAACCACCACUCCCCCGACUAUCAUCGCCACCCCCCUCAGCAGCAGCACUUCAGCCACCCCACUGACAAGUACCAGGAGCACAGGCAGCCGCGCCAGCUCCUCAGCGCUCGCCCCCCGGAGCAGCCGCAGACAGGGGACUAUCCGCCCUACCAGCCGCUCAGCCCUGCCGAGCAGAAGGGCGGCGCAGAGAGCGGGGGCUCGGAGCGGCUCCCCCCUUCCUGCCCGGGGGCACAGGCAGCCGCGGACCCCAAUGUGGGGGUGGUUGUCUCCUCCUGUGUGAAUCCGCCUCCGUCUCCUCCUCACCUGCAGGCUACAGCCCAGUUGCCCCCCAUGGAGUCCCCCCCGAACAGCCACUUGCUGGGCAACCCGGGGACCCUCUUGCCGGGCGGGCUCGGCUCCGGCUUCAGCAGCCUGCAGAGCUCGGAGAUCCCCAGCCCCCAUCACCAGAGCGGGGGCGGCUCCUCCUCAGCGGCUUCCCCUCCUCCGCCGCCGCUGCCCGGCUUCGGCACCCCCUGGUCGGUGCAGACCUCGUCGCCGCCUCCGCCGCAAACGCAGCAGCCUCCAGUCUCCAGCAGCAGCAGCGGGAGCCAGAUCAGCGCGAUGCCUCCGCCGAGCCCGGAGUCCGAGACCAGCUUCUACCCGGGGAUCCCGUCUUCGAUCAACCCCGCUUUCUUCCAGAGCUUCUCGCCGGUGUCGCCUCACAACCCCUGCGCCGGGCCCUUCAGCAGCCCCUUCUCGGCCGCCGCCCCGCCGCCGCAGAUGAAUUUACCUCAGCAGCAGCAGCAGAACCGGAGAUCCCCUGUGAGCCCCCAGCUCCAGCACCAACACCAGGCGGCGGCGGCCGCGGCCGCCUUCCUGCAGCAGAGGAACUCCUACAACCACCACCAGCCUCUUCUGAAGCAGUCGCCCUGGAGCAACCAUCAGAGUAGUGGCUGGAGCACAGGAAAUAUGUCCUGGGGAGGAAUGCAUGGCAGAGACCAUCGUAGAACUGGAAACAUGGGAAUUCCAGGAACUAUGAACCAAAUUUCUCCUUUGAAGAAGCCCUUUUCUGGUAAUGUCAUAGCUCCCCCUAAAUUUACUCGCUCUACUCCAUCGCUGACACCAAAAUCAUGGAUUGAAGAUAAUGUUUUCCGAACCGACAACAACAGUAAUACUCUCUUACCCUUACAGGUAAGAAUGGAUCGAAAUAGAAUGUAUGACAGUCUGAAUAUGCACUCAUUGGAAAACUCUCUUAUUGACAUCAUGAGAGCAGAGCACGAUCCGCUUAAAGGUCGCUUGAGUUAUCCACAUCCAGGGACUGACAAUCUUCUGAUGUUAAAUGCAAGGAGUUAUGGGAGAAGACGAGGUCGUUCUUCCCUCUUCCCAAUAGAUGAUGGUUUGCUGGACGAUGGCCAUAGUGAUCAAGUUGGUGUCUUGAAUUCACCUACGUGCUAUUCAGCUCAUCAGAAUGGAGAACGGAUAGAACGUUUCUCUCGGAAAGUAUUUGUUGGUGGCCUUCCACCAGAUAUUGAUGAAGAUGAAAUUACUGCUAGCUUCAGACGAUUUGGGCCUCUGGUAGUAGACUGGCCUCACAAAGCAGAAAGCAAGUCCUACUUUCCACCUAAAGGAUACGCGUUCCUCCUUUUCCAAGAGGAGAGCUCUGUUCAGGCACUGAUUGAUGCCUGCAUUGAAGAAGAUGGAAAGCUCUAUCUAUGUGUUUCCAGUCCUACUAUCAAGGACAAGCCAGUUCAGAUUCGUCCCUGGAACUUAAGUGAUAGUGACUUUGUGAUGGAUGGUUCACAGCCGCUUGAUCCUCGAAAAACAAUUUUUGUUGGAGGCGUCCCUAGGCCAUUAAGAGCUGUGGAAUUGGCUAUGAUAAUGGACCGUCUCUAUGGUGGAGUUUGUUAUGCAGGAAUUGAUACUGACCCUGAGCUGAAAUACCCCAAAGGUGCUGGGCGUGUUGCAUUUUCCAAUCAGCAGAGUUAUAUUGCUGCCAUUAGUGCUCGGUUUGUUCAACUUCAGCAUGGCGAUAUCGAUAAACGACUGUAUCAUGCACAGAAGUCUUCAUUGAUCUGUCACAAUGAUGCCCAGGUGGAGGUAAAGCCAUAUGUGUUGGAUGACCAGAUGUGUGAUGAAUGCCAGGGUGCACGAUGUGGUGGAAAGUUUGCUCCUUUCUUUUGUGCCAAUGUCACUUGCCUGCAGUAUUACUGUGAGUUUUGCUGGGCAAACAUCCACUCUCGUGCAGGUCGUGAAUUCCAUAAGCCAUUGGUAAAGGAGGGGGCUGACCGCCCACGUCAGAUCCACUUCCGCUGGAACUAAGCAUAGUGAACCAGCGUCUACAUAAGGAAAGAAGGGUGCAUGUGGCUUACUGUGUUUGAAGAUACUGACAUGCAGAAGAAAUAAGUGCAUUCUUCUGCUUUUCACCCCAGCUAUCAAUACAUGCAUCUUUAUCAGCAGCCAAAACACUACAAGCCUCUUGUUUUUCACCAAAACCCUACAUCUCAGGCUUACUAAUUUUUGUGAUAUUUUCAUGUUAAAAUAAAAUGUUCUUUUGUAUUUUC